This is a messenger RNA of Cercospora beticola, 529 nucleotides long. RefSeq lists its product as uncharacterized. NCBI's taxonomy places the organism in Eukaryota, Fungi, Ascomycota, Dothideomycetes, Mycosphaerellales, Mycosphaerellaceae. The record is from RefSeq and is a predicted model, not a curated record.
UAGAGACACUGCAACAGCAUCUUAGGCGUCUAGCAGCAGACGGAUUGCAAGAUUCCAGCCAUGCUGUAACAGUUCCCCUUUUAGACGAAGGGCAAUACAUCCCGGCUAUGCGAUGGGAUACGAACAAGAGUACCGCCAUUCAGGCUGCAAUGCCAGCUUCUUGCGCGACAAGCGUUUUGCGCACGCUGCCAGACUCCAGCAUCAUAAGAGAAUCCGCCAACCUGCAAGAGUCAAACUCAUGCAUCAGGCAAGAUGUAUCAAUCCGAAUGCAGUCACGAUUCGUCAAGAGUUGGAUGAAAGCCUCGGAGACAAAACUACGCGAGUUUCGAUGUUGACACUUUUGUCAGUUGGUUUUGCAUGUCCCCAGACCGUCUCCCAAUUUUUCCAGCUUUUACCGGCUGUUUGCGGUUAUACGCAUUUGUGGCUACUAGGUCUGCACAUUUCAACCGUCAGUAUCAUGACAUCAAUCGACCAGCUCAAGUCGGAUGCUCGUGCGAACGCUAUCCUGCGGCGGAUAUAUCUGGCCUAG